Molecule: messenger RNA, 471 nt
Organism: Rhizopus microsporus ATCC 52813
Lineage: Eukaryota; Fungi; Mucoromycota; Mucoromycetes; Mucorales; Rhizopodaceae
Exons: 2
Coding region: 1-471 (156 amino acids)
Biological process (GO): translation; ribosomal large subunit assembly
Cellular component (GO): cytosolic large ribosomal subunit; ribosome
Molecular function (GO): rRNA binding; structural constituent of ribosome
Source: RefSeq, a predicted model, not a curated record
AUGAAGCUUAUACCAAGAAGCAAGAAGCAAACCGUUAAGCCCUCCUUUCCAGAAUCGUUGGCUCAAGCCGCUAAGAAGGCUGCUCUCAAGGGUGUUCACAGCAAGUCCGUUCGCAAGAUCCGUACUACUACCCACUUCCACCGCCCUCAAACCUUGGUCUUGAAGCGUGCUCCCAAGUAUGCUCGCAAGUCCGUUGCCCAUGCUCCUCGUAUGGAUCAGUACCGUAUUGUUCGUCAACCCCUCAAUACUGAAACUGCCAUGAAGAAGAUUGAAGAACACAACACUUUGACCUUCCUUGUUGACAUCAAGGCCAACAAGCACCAAAUCAAGGAUGCUGUCAAGAGACUUUAUGACGUUGAAGUUGCCAAGGUCAAUACUCUCAUCACUCCCGUUGGUUUCAAGAAGGCUUUCGUCCGCUUGACUGCUGAUGUUGAUGCUCUUGACGUUGCCAACAAGAUUGGUUUCAUUUAA